AUGUACGGAUUAACAUGGGUACUACUCGUCAUAACAAAUAUCGGUGUUAGUGGCCGUAUCACAGAUCUGAAUUGCACGAAAAAGAUGGGAGUGUUAAGUAUGUACGCCGAGAAUGCUGUCAACUGCAAAAAUCGCUACUCGGAUUCGGCUUGUCUUUUUCUCUAUACGACGGCGGUGAGGGAAGGAGAAGGUUUCGAUAGGAACCCAAGGUGUUUUCAGAAUCCGAAGACCGGGCAAGUGGACUACGACUUGGUGCAAAUGGCUGUUAACAGUUGCCCGAAAACAUGUGGAUAUUGCUGCAAAACUCCUGAAUUUAGCUGUGAGAAUAAGAGAAAUCCUCGUAUUGACUGCACAAAAGUGACAAAGGAACAUUGUCGAAGUCAAAUAUGGCGUCCAAUACUCAUGGAGGAUUGCCCAAAAGUUUGCGGGCUCUGCAGAGAGUUUCUGCUACCAAUACAUGCCCCAUUUUUUGAUUUUUAUCUGACUUGGUUUCGUUUAAUCUUUAUUGCUUCUGAUUCAGGUUGUGUCGACCUGGCACCCGGUUGUGGGCUGGAUCCUGAUAUUUGCAAACGUCCAGAAAUGAAUGCUUUCGUUAAGAUCAGCUGCAGGAGUACAUGUAGAUUAUGUUCAAUGAAGUCGGCUCCGCUCAGCUCAGCACUGAUAGAAGCACUCCUCGGAAUUCUGGCGACAAACUCAGGUCCUGCAUCUAUCCUAUCACUGCUAAAUGACACCCAUGGAAAGACACCAGGAAACCUAACAGCACACCCAGUCCCCCGAAACCUGACAACAGGCUCAAGUCCCGCACCUAUCUCAUCACUGGAUAUCACCCGUGGAAAGACACCAGGAAACGUAACAGCACACCCGUUUCCCAGAUUUCCGUCGACAAACUCAAGUCCUGCACCUGCCAAUCCACUGCUAAGUGGCACUCAUGGAAAGACACCAGGAAACGUAACAGCGCACCCAAUCCUCUGGAACCUGACGAAUGACUCAAGUCCGGCACCUAUCUCGUCACUGGAUAUCACCCGUGGAAAGACACCAGGAAACGUAACAGCACACCCGUUUCCCAGAUUUCUGUCGACAAACUCAAGUCCUGCACCUAUCUCGUCACUGAAUAUCACCCGUGGAAAGAAACCAGGAAACGUAACAGCGCACCCAAUUCUCUGGAACCUGACGAAAGACUCAAGUCCGGCACCUAUCUCGUCACUGGAUAUCACCCAUGGAAAGACACCAGGAAACGUAACAGCACACCCGUUUCCCAGAUUUCUGUCGACAAACUCAAGUCCUGCACCUGCCAAUCCACUGCUAAAUGGCACUCAUGGAAAGAUACCAGGAAACGUAACAGUACACCCAAUCCUCCGGAACCUGACGAAUGACUCACGGCCCGCACCUCUGAAUGUCACCUGUGGAAAAGCACCAGGAAACAUAACAGUAGGCCCAUUCACUCGAAACCUGACAAGAGACUCACGUCCAGCACCUGUCAAAGCUCUGCUAAAUGGCACCCACGGAAAGACACUAGGAAACGUAACAGCACACCCGUUUCCCAGAAUUUUGGCAACGGAAUCAAGUCCGCGUUUCCGAAAUUCAUUCCAUCAUUUGGACUCCAAGCAAAGCAGCAGGGAAAAACGGAUGCAAGCCGAACAGAACAACAAGAGCAACUCUCGAACAGCGUCAAAACCCAAAGGAGGAGGAGGAGGUGCUGCUGCAAGUAGGAGGCCAAUGCUCAGUUUAAUAUGGUUACUGGCCGUCACAAUGAAUAUCGAUGUUAAUGGCCGUAUCACUGACUUGAAUUGUACGCGAAAGAUAGGAAGGGAAAGUGUGUACACUGAGAGUGCUGUGAACUGUGAAAAUCGCUUUUCUGAAUCAGCUUGUCUUUUUAUGUAUACGGCAGCGGUGAGAGAAGGAGAAUCUAUGGAUAGGAAUCCAAAGUGUUUUCAGCAUCCGAGAACAAGGCAAGUGGACUUCGACUUGGUGCAAAUGGCUGUUGACAGUUGCCCGAAAACAUGUGGAUAUUGCUGUAAAACUCCUGAAUUUAGCUGUGAGAAUAGGAAAAAUCCUCGAAUAAAUUGUACAAAAGUGACAAAAGUACAUUGUCGAAGUCAACUAUGGCGUCGAAUACUUGCGGAGGAUUGUCCAAACGUUUGUGGAUUCUGCGGAGAAUCAGGAUGUAUCGAUCUCGCUCCUGGUUGUGCUGUGGAUCCUAAUCUUUGCAAACGUUCAGAAAUGGAUACUUUCGUUAAGAUAAACUGCAGAAGAACAUGUGGAUUAUGCUCAAAAAGGACUAUUACGUUUGAUCCAGCGCUUAUCGAAGCACUGCUGAAUGCCACGAAUGGAAUGAUGCCGGGAAGCGCUGCAGCAGAUCUACUUGCCGGGAUUCUUACAACAAACUCAAGUACAACCAUGAUAAAGCAAUGA
Necator americanus (New World hookworm) is the source of this 2412-nucleotide messenger RNA. RefSeq lists its product as uncharacterized. Lineage: Eukaryota; Metazoa; Nematoda; Chromadorea; Rhabditida; Ancylostomatidae. The coding region runs from base 1 to 2412 and encodes 803 amino acids. The record is from RefSeq and is a predicted model, not a curated record. The transcript has 14 exons.